UGUCAGCAACUCUCCUGACAUCCCGGUUCAGCGACUAGAAGACUGGAAUAUUGGUGCAAGGGAGAUCCCAGAUAUAGUCUCCCAGGCGGCUCAGCAGAGCUGCUGCAUCUGUGGCCAGAGUGGGGCCACCAUCGCCUGCUGUCAAACAGACUGUGACCUGAGCUUCCACCUGCCCUGUGUCACCCAGUUCAUGCCACCGUACAGGGCCUUCUGCCCCGCACACAGCCCACAGCAGGCAGUGGAGGCGACUCCAGAGCCGGGCACCCAAUGCCUCAUCUGCUUGGAGCCUGUGGAGGACAGAAAGACCUUCAACACCCUGGUGUGCCCGGCCUGCAUGACCGCCUGGUUCCACAGGGACUGCAGCCAAGUAGGAGUGGUUCUGUCGCCCCGGGGGGCACAGCAGGGGCUCAGCAGCACCAGGGGUUCACUCUGGCUGCUUGUGUUUCUCCUGCAGGGACAGGCUCUGCGCUCUGGAUUUUUAUCCCUCCAGUGCCCCAUCUGCAGAAACAGGCACACUUUUCUCAGGGAUAUGGUCACCAUGGGGAUCCGAAUCCCCUUCAGGCCACCAUCAUGGGAGGGCAUUAAUGUAUUCACUGAGCUAGGAGAGAGACACAGGCACUGUGAUGCCCGUGAGUGCCUUUUUCCAGGAGGCAGGCAGGAGGCAGAGGAGGAGGGGCCCUGGGAAUUGCUCUGGUGCUCCUCCUGUGCUGCUGAGGGCACCCACAGACCCUGCUCUGGCCUGAGGGCCAGCAUAACCAGCUGGGAAUGGGAUGACUGUGCUGGUCUGGGCACAGGUAAGAGGCAAACAUCCCUGGUGAUCCUGGACCUGGCAGCG
This is a messenger RNA of Pseudopipra pipra, 835 nucleotides long. Its product is annotated as PHD finger protein 7-like. The transcript has 5 exons. The annotation marks the transcript as partial. Lineage: Eukaryota; Metazoa; Chordata; Aves; Passeriformes; Pipridae. The record is from RefSeq and is a predicted model, not a curated record. Gene Ontology annotation, cellular component: nucleus.